UCGUAACACCUUGCCUCUGAGGCCCAAUAUGAACGUGCGGCUUCGUGUCCUCGCAUUUGUGACGUUUCGAUAACGAGAACGGUUGUUAACGGUGGCACGAGACGACGGAGAAGGAGCUUCGUCGAUCGAUCGGUUCUUGAGUCACGUCGCGAUCCGCGAUCACUUCGUUCUACUUUAUUCCACUCGGUUCCGGAUAGUGCGGAAUUCCUGAAGUGACAUUUGCAAGGUCGGACAGAGGACGAAGGAGUCAAAGAGGACGCGGGACACUCGCGAACGUAGACGACGAUCAUCGCGCACCGAAGCUCGCGUGGAUUACGUCACUUAUAAUGUUUACGUUUUUCUAACUAUGUCGGCAUCGUCAUGUACUCUCAUCGACAUAAAAACCGUGCUUAUAGAGGUUAUUUCACCAACUUAAUACCAUUUUUCUAAGCGCUCCGAGUGGAAAGUCGGCAACGUUGCGUAGCCAGUUAUUACUGUACGUUUAUGGAUUAUUCAGCAAGACUUUCCUUCAGUCCUGCCGAUUUCCUAGUGGAUUUUCUCAUCGAUCGCAAAUGACUGACGGCUCGGGCUCUUUGCCUCGUCGUUGGGUCGGAGCUGCUCAUACUUUUACGGCGCUUCCUGCUGUCAGGGAGCUUUGAGGAGUCAACUGCGGUCCGCAAAAUAUUUUCUGCUCACGAGCCUGGAGCUUCGCGCGAGGAGUCGAUAAAACCAUUUUCCGAAGAUGGUUUAUCGGGGGAGCUUGCAAACGGACGACCCUCGGGACGCGCCGCGCUUGGUGAGGAUGACGCCACUCCGGACGAGUCGAACGAACGGCAUGGAAAGUCCAUCGACGGGGAUGAACAACAAGACGAGUCGAGGACACGCCGGAUAUUCGAGCGGAUCAGUUGUCCCGUCAAAAUCCAUUUAUUCGGGAUCAGGUGGAAGCGGCGGAAUCGACGUCGAUCGAGCGAGAUUGAUAGAGGAGAGAAGAUUGUGUCGCGAGCGCGACAUCGAGUCGGUGGAAAAGGUGAUAUUGAGAACGACCGGUAUAAAGGUCGGAGCGCCGCGGCUGCGGAACAUAAACGAGAUUCGAGAGACCGUUUGCAUCCACGCGACCCCGAGAGUCGAUAAGAAAGCAUCAGGGAAAAGCGGCUCGAGAUCGCGCCCGAAAACUCUCUUCGUGGGUUCAACGAUCGAGGAAUCGAACCGCGAGGAACGGGAGGACGAGAAAUGUACGCGUUUGCACUACGCCUCGGCGCGUCCGCCGAGUUCGAUGUUGGCGAAUCUCAAAGAUUUGGAACGCCUCCGAAGCACUCCGCAGCCGGAAAGGAAUUCGCGUUCCAGUCGUCAACUCCGCGGCGACAACAAAACACCCGUUGAAAACGCGUCCAAGUCGUCGAACGAGUGCCCCGAUCCCUCGCCCAAAAGCGCCACUUCCAACGCCGCCAAAAUACGCGCCGACAUCAUGAAGAUCCAGCAAAUGUUCGCUUCCCCGAGCGAGCGCGGAUCCCGCGGUGCUAACACGGGCUCGCCCAAAACUGGCAAUUCGAGUAGCAACGGAGCCCCGAAGACUCGCGACGGCGACGAGAGAAGCGGCAAAUCUGCUGAUGUUAAUAGAACGCGAUUGCUCGCACAGAAACUCAUCCAAGUUUCUCGUGGCUCCAAUCGCGAACAGCAAAACAAGCAACUCGAUAGAAUCGAUAACAAACGAGAUUAUCACACAAAGGACAAAAAAGUGACGAACCAAACGCCCAAACUUGCUGAAAAGAGCCCAUCGAGUCCCUCCAAACUACGCACGCCCGCUGAAUUCACCAGUAAAAGUGAGGAGCCCCUCGGGACGAGGGACAAGAACGAGCAGCCUCAACCGCCCGCGAGAAGGCGACGAGAUUCCAGAAUUUCCAUGAUCACCGAUCAGCUCGAUGACGCGGGCGAAGGAUCUCCGAAAAAAAAUGGCUGCCACGACAUCAAAAAUUCGUCCACCGGUCCCACGGAACACGGCGACACUGGUCAGGGUCUCACGAAGCGAACAACCGUCCUUGAGAGACCGGAUAUACUCGACGGCCUGCUUAAAGAAUCUGACAGGCAAUUGGAAGAGUUGCAGAACGAUUUGACCGAGAGAAGUCGACCGAGGAGUCAUUGGCGAGGUUUCGUACAAUCCAUGAGACUCCAUGACGUGGAAUUGCACUCUGACAGCGAGGACUCGAAAAAAGAUCUCAACUUGUGGAACAAGAGUAUCAGUCAAAGAUGGCGGAAACUUCGUCGAAGGUGCUCCGUCCAAGAGAUUUCGGAACCCCGAGAAGCUCUGCUAGAGGACGGCUCAAGGCGGACGGUAAUCCACGCCGUGAGGUCAACCCCGACGAGCCGGGAGGCUUCACCAGCUCCGAAAUCCUCGCACGAUGGCGCUUCACCCAAGAAACUAUUGCAAACGAGUUCUUUGAGGCUACCCGGCACCAGUAAGGGGAUCGCGGAUUUCCAAAACGUGUUACGCAGCAAAUUUAGUAAGAUAAACGCAGGGAUACGCAAGCGCAAAGCGCUCAGCGUGACGGAGGUGUUUCCGCCGAAAGAGAACGUUUCGAACUUUUACGUUCCGAGUCCUCUGUCAUCGUCGACUAGUCAGAAAUUCGAGCCGGCUAAUUACGAGAGUCGCUGCGAGCCAGCCUCCUUGCCGCCGUAUCCGUAUCACGAGAAUCUCGAGACCCUCGCCGAGGCGAGUGUGCCGAAUUCGCCGCAGUGUAAGGGGCUCGAAAACCCGCGGGGGUGCCGAGCCUUCACUUACGAGGCUCGAAGAAAUUUGGAGGAUUCACGCUCCGACGUAAUCGAGGAAGAAUCGAGUAAGGAGCCGUACGAGAACAUGAGUUUCGGGGCUUCGGGAAGGCUCCAAGCGAACGGCAGCUGCGCUCAUGCGAGGGACACUCUCCGACGUAGCAAUUCGGAAAACCGUGAUCAUUCGCGGCACGAUAAUUCUUACGAGAACGUUCAGUUCUCGAGGUGCUCGCAGAGGUCAACCAUCCACGACGAGAGGGAGGAAAAUCUCAGGCGUUUGGCCAGAAGCAUUUCGGAAACUCGGGAAACCGAUAACUCUUACGAAAAUAUGCAUUUCCAUAAAAAUUCAAAAUCACGCAACGAUUCCGAAGACUCCUGCUUCGAGGACAUCCACAUACCGAGGGUCACUCCGAGGAAACGAAGCAACGAGUUCAAGCUCGGUGGACAAGUCACCAAUUAUUCGCCCUCCUGCUCCUCCACCGGAUCCGCUGGGGUUCUCAAUAAAUUGGACGAAGGUCCCUCCAGUCUCGGGGCUGAUAUCAGCCCUGGCAAGAAAAAUUCUCGCCGUAUAAACAGCCGUAGCGUCGCGAACAUUCCCUGCUCGUCUGCAAACAAUUUGAAGGCUUGGCACGGUGCUCAAGAAACGGACGAAGGUUUAAACACCGAUUCCGAGCUGGAAGACAUCGACGAAUCGGGCGAGGGGGAAGAGUCGAAAUUCUGCACGCUUCCAAGACCCGGCAAGGGUGGAGUCUCGUUCACGAUACUUACCGCACGUUUUUACAAAGGCCCCGGACACAAGGGACUCGGUUUCAGUAUCGUCGGUGGUACCGAUAGUCCCCGUGGAAAUAUGGGGAUAUACGUGAAAACCGUGUUUCCCAAUGGUCAAGCUGCUGAUUUGAACACCGUCAAAGAAGGGGAUGAAAUACUGUCCAUAAAUUCCAAACCUCUGCACGGGAUGACCCACGCCGAGGCUAUUGCAGAAUUUAAGGCUGUCAAAGCAGGUGACGUCAUACUGCACGUGGGACGUCGAGUAUCGAGAAAAAAGAAGGACGGUUUGACGUUGGCACCAGCGGCGGCGGGUUCGACGCCACGACAGGCCGUCGAAUAACUGUUUUCCUUCAUUUAUUCGUCAUUCGCAAUUCGUCGUACGAAUCUGCACUGGUUCGAAAUAUUUCAGAAAGAAUAUUCGAGCCCCUGACGAGUCGGCAAUAAUGACGAUCGUUUGAGCGCAUAUCCGAAAUCGCGGAGGAUUAUUUUUCAAUGCGCCGAUGAAGAGGAUGCUUCCAAAAUUGCUGCAAACAGUUUAUCGACUUUCGGAUUUCUCUCACUUUGGCCACGAGCCUCUGGAAUGUUGGAUGGGAAGUGAAAUAUUUUGGAAUUCUUGAAACUAAAAUUUCAGUCUUCCCUUCCAUUCGAAUUAUCACAGAAAAACUUUUCGAAUUUCCUUUUCUACAUGACGAUUUUGUUUUCGUCGAAAAAUUUGUUAAAUACUGUGCCAAAAAGCACUGGAAGUUCUUCCACCGAUGAGACGCUCGUUUAAAUCGUGCAGUCGGUAUUUCCAACAUUUUUAUCAUGAAAAUUCAGUCUUUUGAAACAAGGUUUCGUCCGAGAAACGAAAAUUAGCGAAUAAUGUCGAUGGAGCGUUGUAAUUUGAUGGGACGAAGAUGAAACAUUGAAUUUCUCAACGUCAAACGUCAGAUUUUUAAAUUCCUGACGUAACUUCUUCGAGGAAAGCAAACUUUAUACAGCAACGAACCUUUUUUACGAACAUUUGAGUACGAAAAAACGUAGGAACGCUGAAAAAAUCAAAUUCUACUUUCGUAAUAGCACGAAAUUGUCCAAAAUUAAUAGAAACGUGAGAACGCGAUCGAAGUUACAGAAAUCUGUCAAAACAGUGUUAUCCUCGAUGGAGCGAGAAGUCACGAAUCAACGAACCAGCUGAGUACUGUAAAACCAGAAAGGAAACGUAAAGCAAGCAAACUUUGAUAACAUUAAAAUCUAUAUAUAAGCUACUCACAUAAGUAUAUCACGUAAGCGGAUGAGCGAAAAGUAAAUGGUACGACGAACGGCCGGGGAAGAUAAAGGAAGAAGGGAAAAAGGAAUGUUACCGAAAGCAUCCAAAGUUUGAGGUCCUCACACGCCGCAACAAGAGAUUGAAUUAUUUUUUAAAACGAGCAAAAAGAAAAUAAUAAACUCCAGACUAACCGAAGCUCACCCCAAAGAUGAAGCCCAAAAAUAUAUAUUUUACUAUCGUAUAUAGAAGGAAUCGAAUAUUUGACACGUGAGAAGAUUUUUCAUCGAAAAAUAACUACAAAAAUAAUAAUGAAAAAAAAGGGAACGAACAAGUAUCAAUGAACGGAACGAGAAAUAUUUUGAGACGAAAACGUUGUUAGCAUCUAGUCCACUUGUAACCUUUUUUUAUGAAGCAUUUAUAAAUAGAGUAGAAGAGAAAAAAAAUUAAAUGCCACACGGUGAUAUACGAUAUUUAGCUUUAGUCAAUAUGUUAUAUGAAUAUAUUUAAAUUUAAUAAAUAUUCAUAAGUAAAUUUCUAUUAUAUAUAUAUAUAUAUAUAUAUACAUAAAUAUGUUUCUAACGCCUGUCGAUCGAAUUUUAACAGAGAAAGAUUAGCGAUAGUCACGAGAUUUUUUAGUGUCGAACGCGCGCGCUUUGUACUAAAAACCGUAAUCACACCGAUCGUCGGGUUUGUGAUAGGUCGACUCGAAAGGCUAAAAAAAAAGGAUAAAAAAACUGAAAUAAAAUGACGAAAUAUAUUCCAAAGUUCGCCGUGGGUACGAACGAUCGAAUAUAUCGACGUAAAAUUCAAUUUAUUUAUACGUAACAUGACAACCCAAAGAGAUGUACGACAGACAAUAAAAACGAAGAGAAAAAGCAUAUUCCAUCGCGCCUUUCGCGUCGAGUAACGAGAUAUACAAACGUACUCCGAGAUUUUAGUCUUCCAAUAACGACGAACCGAACGAAAAAUUAAAAAAAAAAAAAAAACAAAACAAAACAAAAACAAAACAAAAACAUCAGCUUCGAGUGCGAAACAAUAAUUAACUUGGAAAAUAUGAACAUUUUUUGACGAGCUAUUUUUUACGAGUAAUCAUAUCAAGGGUGCUUAUUCGAAGGAAAUCAAAUUUGGGAAUUUACUAAAAAUAUUCUCAUUCGUGCUACGCGUUCAGUCCUAUCGAGGUGACGAACACCAUUUUCGUUUGCUUAAAUUGUACUGCACAUUCCAUUUUUUUUUGAAAAAUUUCAAAAUACCAUUCGCAUAUAACGACUCUCGGAGAAAAUUCUCGGCUGAAAUAAUAAAAAAUUGAUAAAUGUAUGAGAAUAUACGAAAAAUCAUAAAAUAAAUAACGUGCGAAUCAAAAUUCAAGUGGAAUAUUGAAUUUGUUUUUUUUUAUUCGUUCACAUAACGCGUAGCUCUUAGAUUUUUAUAAUAAUACGAUUUAAUAACCAAAAACAUAUCGAAUGUCGAGGUCGCGUGACCUCUGAUUUGCGGAUAUAAAUAUCAAUAAACUAUUCGCAUGCAGUUUAA
Venturia canescens is the source of this 6283-nucleotide messenger RNA. RefSeq lists its product as uncharacterized. The record is from RefSeq and is a predicted model, not a curated record. Gene Ontology annotation, molecular function: protein binding. The transcript has 6 exons. Bases 722 to 3850 code for a protein of 1042 amino acids. Lineage: Eukaryota; Metazoa; Arthropoda; Insecta; Hymenoptera; Ichneumonidae.